CGAAAUGGACGUUUCUCUCGUGGAAAAAAUUGUGCACGAGGUGAAAUCCCAGGGAGUAUUUGACGAGUUUCGCAAGGAUUCUAUGGCCGAUGUUGACACAAAACCAGCAUACCAAAAUCUAAGGCAACGAGUUGAAAAAUCCGUAAAAAAGUUUCUAUCCGAACAAACAUGGACUCCAGAAACGAACAAGAAUCAGUUAAGGGAGAAGCUACGACGUCACAUUGCCGAAUCCGGAUUUCUAGAUGUGGGUGUAGAGAGAAUUGUUGACCAGGUUGUAAAUCCGAAGAUUGGAAGUGUUUUUCAACCCCGAAUUGAAGAGAUAGCCUAUAAAUAUUUGGGCUUGCCACCACCACCAAAAGUUUUUGAACCUCCUCCUCCCCCGUUAAUGCAUCCUCUACCACCAUUACCUUUAACUGCCCCACCGCCACCAUUGAAAGUCGAAACUUGUAGUUUGCUGCCGAAUGAUUUGGAACAGGUAAGCCCUGAUUCAGAUAAGGCAACGGUCAAAUCUGAGAUUGAAGGCGACGAUAAGACCGAAGUUGAUAUGGACACUGAAGAUAAAAUCAUAGAUGAUGAUGAGUCACCUCCCUUUGAGCCGUUGGUGAAAAACGAAACUACAGAGGUAAAACAAGAACCGAAUACGUUAAAGACAGCGGCAGAAGAGUCUGAAACCAAUAUAAAGAAGUAUGAAGACGCAAGUAGUGUGAACAUUAAAACUGAGGCCAAAGAAUCGGGCGAAAGUCAGAGUUCGAACAAUUUUAAUCCAACUAACUUGGACAAGGAUAACAACAGUCAAUCUAUGGAUUGUAGAAAUUCACAAGACUCGCAAUUGUCUAGUGUUUCCAGUGACACUCGUUUGACUCCAGAAAUUAAGGAUGAUUCUGGGCCACCGCGAACGUCACAAGAGGAAGCUGUAACAGCAAACAUAUCCGAAGAGGCACAAAUGCCAAAAUUCAAUGAGAACUCUAGUGAACCCAGCUUUACAAAUGGUCGCAAAGAAUUGGAUUCCGAACUACAUUUCGAUAUAAAAAAAGAUGAAAUAAAAUUCGAAGGCACUGAACGAAAGAAAAUGGAUGAUUCUCAGGUAUCGCCGUUGAAUGAUGACAUAAAAUGCGACUUGCCACCGGUCACCCCAUUGCCAGAUAACAAGAAUGAUAUGUUUAAGUUCUCGGUAAAUUCUAGUUCGAUAGCAGAACAGAGGGAAGAUGACAUGGAACGAACACCCAAUGGCCAGGAAUCAAGCUUUGGAUCAAGUAUUGAUGACUCGGCAUCUAUUCCAACAAACAACACGACGCAAGCAACGCAAGUGGAGGAGAAAUAUAAGGAAGUUAGUAUUGAAGAUAAGUCACCUAAAAUCGCAACUCCCAAAAUACCAUCAACACCAACGCCCACUGCUACCCCAACAGCCACCCCAAAUGCUACGCCUACUCCUACUCCUCCCACAUCACAACUGUCAGCGGCAACGCCAUCACCUAUAUCAACCCACAGAACAGACAGAGAGCACUCAUCUCGACACUCUUCAUCUUCAUCUAAACAUAAAAAACAUUCAAAAGAACGUCGUCGGUCCCACGACAGAGAGAAGGAUAAAGAUCGGUAUCGUUCUAGUAAGGAAGGAAAAGAUCGACACCAUAGUAGCAAUAGCAGCAGCCACAGGGGUAGUAGUAGUAAACAUUCAUCGUCCUCGUCUUCAAACAGGCAUUAUUCUUCAUCGUCCCAUAAUAAAUCGACGUCCGAAAAGGAUGUGGAAAGAUCACAUUUGUCGUCCAGGCAUGGUAAAUAUUCAUCUUCCUCGGACAAGCGACAUUCUUUGCCGUCUUCGCAUAAGGAUCAUUCAUCAUCGUCCUCUAACACAUCGUCGACAAUGGCAAAAACUAGUCGUCGCAACGACGAUGAUCACUAUGAGGCUAAACAUAAGUCACAAAGAAGGAAAUCUACCGAUUCGAAUGAUGAGGAUGGUGAUAAAGGGGGCAAUAGCACCGGUGGUGGAGGAAAAUCAACUCACCAUCAAAAACCUUCGAGUGCAAGUAGUUCCAAGUCAAAAUCCAAAUAUUCCAACGAUACAAGCAAUUCAACACCAUCCAAAGAACAUGACACCCAACAAACAGAUGUCACCGAACAUCCAAAACCAAAUAAUAAUGUGGUAAUACUUAAUGAUUUGUUGCAAAAUCCAGAGACCCAAUGCAUUCACCUGGACACUCGAGGUCACUUAAUAGAAGUCCCGACAAAUCCCACGGACAAAAAAUUACCAGUAGCCGAAAGCGAAGAAAAUAAAAGCGCGGAUCUUUUAUAUUUUGAUGUGGACUUGCAGGAAUCCUUAAGACAGCGAAUAAAUACGCUUAACGAUACCAUGGAUUUGUGCCGUAAAGCCGUUAAUUAUUUGCGUUUCGACUCUCCCGUUGACGAAGGAAUUGAGUUGUCCAGUGAAGAUGAUUACAAUCACAACCGAGCCAGAUCAUCGAUUAGCUCAAUAAGAUCUUCCCUGAAACGUAAAUCCACUAUCAAUUAUGAAGAUUAUGAGCGAACUCCGCAAAAGCGUUGCCCAACAGAAAAGAACGAAGAAAAUUCCUUGAAAACAUCGCCAACGCCAUCCGAUCUCAGUGUUAGCUCCAAAGAGAAUGAAGAAAUAGACAAAAAUUCUGCUCUUUCUAAGAAACUGGAUCGCCACAAGGCGGCGGUGGAAAAACUGUCGCAGCAGCAACGUUACACUAGCGAUGAUUUAUAUAAGCCACGUCCAAUAUUGGGUCAGCGGUCUAGACGUAGAGGGAUGGAUUCUGUUAUGUAAUUAUCUUUUUGUUUGU
Messenger RNA from Musca vetustissima, 2798 nucleotides. RefSeq names its product biorientation of chromosomes in cell division protein 1-like 1 (gene BOD1). The transcript has 4 exons. NCBI's taxonomy places the organism in Eukaryota, Metazoa, Arthropoda, Insecta, Diptera, Muscidae. The coding region runs from base 5 to 2782 and encodes 925 amino acids. The record is from RefSeq and is a predicted model, not a curated record.